This is a messenger RNA of Labeo rohita (rohu), 2544 nucleotides long. It is a transcript of the gene prf1.3, whose product is annotated as perforin 1.3. Gene Ontology annotation, molecular function: pore-forming activity; calcium ion binding. The transcript is spliced from 4 exons. The record is from RefSeq and is a predicted model, not a curated record. The coding region runs from base 98 to 1810 and encodes 570 amino acids. Gene Ontology annotation, biological process: leukocyte mediated cytotoxicity. NCBI's taxonomy places the organism in Eukaryota, Metazoa, Chordata, Actinopteri, Cypriniformes, Cyprinidae.
GUCGGACUCGGCUACGCUGUUGGUGUAAAUGGGUUAACCCACAUUUCACAGCAAGUGUUCAUGGCCUAGAUCACAAUCGGGACUAAACCAAGAUUUCAUGCUGCGUGGACUGGUAACCAAGGUUCCUGCAGUGCAAAUGGCUCCCCUGCUGUUGCUCCUCUAUCUUCCCAUUGCCCUCUGUUGCGAACAGGCCCCCGGCACCGAGUGCGAAAAGCUUCCUUUCGUACCCGGGCAUAAUUUAGUGGGAGAAGGCUUUGACAUUGUGCGAAUGAAGACCACCGGAGCUUUCGUGGUGGAUGUGCGGACGUACAUGAGCGGAGGAGAGCAUGGCAACUGCACUCUGUGUGAUAACAAAUUGCUCAACGAGAAGCAGAAGUUGCCCGCUUCUGUGGUUGACUGGCGUAUCAAGGUGCAGUGCCGCCGCAGCCUCAGCGCCAAGACGUAUGAAUCGGCCAGCUCAGUUCUUCAGGACACCACAACUUCAGCCAGUGCUAGCUGGAAGGUCGGGCUAAGUGUGCCAAUGGUGGCUGGUGUGGCUGUUGGUGGGACUCAUUCGCGUUCAGCUAGGUUUGCCAAAAGCCACGCGUCUCAAGACAAGUACUCCUUCACAAGCCACACCUUCUCCUGUCGCUACUACUCAUUUCGUGUUCAUGCUCAUCCUCCACUGACCAAAGAAUUUAUGGGCUCCAUCACUUCACUCCCUGCUAAAUUCGACAGCUCGUCAGAAAGCGCGUACAACCAUUUCAUCUCGAUCUACGGGACGCACUUCUUACGAAGAGUCGACCUAGGCGGCCGUGUGCAUUCAACCACCGCUGUGAAGACCUGCCAGGUUUCCAUGAGUGGUCUGUCGGUUCACGACGUGAGCAACUGCUUAUCGGCGGAGGCGGCCGCCGUCAUCAAGGGCGUGAAGGUGAGUGGGCAAGCAAGCUACUGCAAAGGCAAACAGCAGAAGCUAGAGAGGGGCAACAGCUUCAGCGCCUCCUUCUCCGACCGAACCACUGAAAUACUGGGCGGCAACGGUGAGCAGCAAGACAUCCUCUUCAGUCCAAGCAACGUUAGUGGUUAUGGCGUGUGGCUCAGGUCACUGAAGAAAAUCCCUGGAGUGGUUUCAUACACCUUGAGCUCGUUGCAUAUGCUGGUAAGAAACGACCCGGCUAGACGUGCCAGUCUUCAAGCGGCCAUCAGCAAGUACAUCACAAAAAGCGCCAUAUCUACUGCUUGCCCCUCCAAAUGCAAAUUGGGACAUCGUAGCAAUAGCUGCGCUUGCAAAUGCAACGGUCAUCAAAGUGUUGAUAGCAACUGCUGCCCGAGUAAGCCAGGAGUGGCCACGUUGACCGUGAUCGUGUUGAACGGCAAGGGAUUAUGGGGAGACGUGUUCUCUAAAACCGACGGUUAUGUUAAGGUCUUCUAUGGAAACCAAGCACAUGAGACCCCUGUGAUUUGGAACAACAACUUCCCUCAGUGGAACCACAACAUCAAUUUUCAAACUGUGGAUCUGACUCAAAGAACGCCCUUGCGAUUUGAGGUGUGGGACCGUGACAACCGGUUUGAUGAUGAUCUAUUGGGAAAAGGUGAAGUUAUCCCAACACACGGAGCCAAACAAGAAAAAUCGUUUAAGUUAAAGCACGGCUCUUUUUCGAUUUCCUACACUGCAAUGUGUGGGCCGAGUCUUACAGGGUCUUUCUGUGAGAAAUAUGCUCCUACGCCGGGCGGUGAUGGUAUUUUAAGCUAUUACCAGCCCUUUGGUGGAGAACAGCCCACUUUGUUUAAAAAAUCCAAGGGUUUUGGAGGAAAUUUGUCUUUCCUGUAAUAAUACAACAACUGCAGACGUUCUAAUAUAAGCUAUUUGAGAUUUUUGCAAAGAUUGAAAACUGUUAUUGUAAAUCAAAUAUCAUUGACUUAUUUCUAGAAAAAUUUACAAAACUUGUUUUAAUAGAGCAAGAACGGUAAAAUUCUGAAAUAUUUUUACUUUUUAAAAUAACUGUUUUCUAUUUGAAUAUAUUUUAAAAUAUAAUUUAUUCCUGUGAUUUCAAAGCUGAAUUUUUAGCAUCAUUACUCCAGUCACAUGAUCCUUCAGAAAUCAUUCUAAUAUGGUGAUUUGCUGCUCAGAAAACAGUUAUUAUUAUUAUGUUGAAAACAGCCGAGUAGAAUUUUUUCAGGUUACUCUGAUGAAUAGAAAGUUCAGAAGAACAGCAUUUAUCUGAAAUAGAAAUAUUUUGUAACAUUAUAAAUGUCUUUAUAAUCAUUUUUGAUCAAUUUAAAGCAUUCUUGCUAAAGAAAAGUAUUAAUUUCUAUAAUUUCUUUCCAAAAAUAAACAAUUAUACUGACUCCAAGCUUCUGAAUGGUAUAGCGUGUAAUGUUACAAAAACUUUUUAUUUCAGAUAAAUGCUGACCUUUCUAUUCAUCAGAGAAUCCUGGAAAAAAAAACCAUACUCAGCUGUUUUAAAUAUUGAUAAUAAUAAUAAUAAUAUUAAUAAUAAAUGUUUCUUGAACAGCAAAUCAGCAUAUUAGCAUGAUUUCUGAAGGAUCAUGCGACACUGAAGA